AGAGACAAUGGCAGAAGACUGGAAAAAAAUGUGAUCGCGCUUAAAGAAGGAACUUUCUUUGUAUCUCCUGCAAGUUCUAAAUAUUUUCGAGAACUCCGGCCUUGUGUCUUCCGCAAGUUUGAGAUAUUUUUCGAAAAUUUUCGAAUAUUCUUCGAGAGGGACUUCACAAAAAAAGGAAAAGAAGUUUGUUUGUUUUGGUCUUCUCUGGGGGUGAAACUCGAGCAUGGCGCCUUCUGGAGGUGCGCUGUGCUGUGUCCUCCUUCUGGUGUUCCUCCUCCAGACGCGUCCUGUGGGGUCCUACAUCUUCAAAACGGGAGAGUGUCCUUCUGUGAAUCCAGUGUCGAACUUCGCCUUUGCCCAGUUCGCAGGCACAUGGCACGUGAUCCAGAGCAGCAACACAGCUUCGCGAUGCUACUCCCUCUCCUUCAGCGAAAAUGGUGGCAGCUUUUUCCUUACGAUGAACAAGCAGAUCUUCUCUCUCAGAGCUGCGGGAAUUGUGCAUAAUCUGCGGUUCGAAUCCCAGAUUUAUCCAAACCCCAAUAACCCGGCUUCUAUGGUGCUUCGGAUACCCUCCAAUUUGUACCAAGACGUGUCGUACCAAAUCAUCUCCACAGACUACACAACGUGGGCGACCGCGUGGAGCUGCAAACCCACGGUCUUCGGGCACAUGGAGUCCGUGCUCAUCAUGGGGCGGAGUAGGGAGCUGCCCCUGAGUGAGCUGAGGAGUAUUCGUCUGGAUCUGGAGACGGCGGGCGUGAGCGUGGACGAGCUCUCCUCCGUGCAGCAGACGGAGUGCAACCCGGAUCUCGGCGGAGGUCGGUUCACCCUCGACCUCGCCUCUGACCUCGCCGACACCCUGGUCGACUGGACGGCGCUCAUCCCUUCCUCGACGAUCCCGGGCCUGUCUCCCUCGGGUUGCUUCGUGCAGGAGGGGGACUUCUACCUCUACCUCGAGACCUGCAACGCCACGGCCUCCAACGUCAUCUUCGACCCCAAUGACCCCUCGGAGGGCAAUGAGACCGGCGGGGAGGACGAGUACGAGUAUUAUUAUUAUUAUGAGUAUUACGAGGACGAGGUGGAUGCUACUGAGGCCACGCCCGGGGAGGCUCUGGAUUACUAUGAUGAGGACUACUACGGUGAGGACUACUAUGGUGAGGACUACUAUGGUGAGGACUAUUAUAAUGAGGACUAUUACGAUGAAGAUUAUUACGAUGGAGAAUAUUACGACGAAGGAACGGAAGAGGAGAGGUCGUUAAAUAAGAGAAAAAUAGACAACCCAAAGGCUUCUGGAAACUCGACCUCCACGACCGCGAACGCCAGGGCGAGUUCGGCCGCGAGAGUAAAGAGGUUCCUUGUUCUGCACAACAUCAACGUGAGAAAAUUCCCGGUGAAAUUAAGCCGACGGGACCUCAGUGGACACUUCCGGGACAGGCAUGAGAAGAAGAUGCUGAAGAGAUACUUAAGAGUAGCGACCAAGAAGUGGCGGCUUCCAAUUCCGCUUUACCUAUUAGCAGUGUUCCGCCUCGAUGUUGGUAUCCAAUUAUACAAGGAACUUCAUAGAAGGGCCCUUGCCUUUACUAUAAAUGUUUGUUUCACUGAGCUUCAAAAAGAAGGGUCUAGUCUAUUGGUGCUCCAUGGUCCAACUCUUCGCCACGAAGUCCCUCGCAAGGGCUAG
Penaeus vannamei (Pacific white shrimp) is the source of this 1675-nucleotide messenger RNA. The record is from RefSeq and is a predicted model, not a curated record. Lineage: Eukaryota; Metazoa; Arthropoda; Malacostraca; Decapoda; Penaeidae.